Messenger RNA from Portunus trituberculatus (swimming crab), 1644 nucleotides. RefSeq lists its product as uncharacterized. The coding region runs from base 1108 to 1644 and encodes 178 amino acids. NCBI's taxonomy places the organism in Eukaryota, Metazoa, Arthropoda, Malacostraca, Decapoda, Portunidae. The record is from RefSeq and is a predicted model, not a curated record. The transcript is spliced from 6 exons.
CUUCCCGCCCCUGCAUUACGAAGACUGUGCGUCCUUAUAUUACAGCCUCGUGGUCAACGGCGGCGUGUUUUUGUUAUCUUAUUUCAUUUAUACCACAUGGAUUUUUCCUAUCUCAAAGCCCACCCGCUAGCAAACCGUUCCCUCGAGAGAGGAAGCCCAACCUACACUCGGACCGUGGAUAGGAUUCGAACCCGUGCGCUUGGAGACACCUCGGAUCCUGAUGGGAUUCUCACUGCUCGGCCUCAUAUUUGCCAGAGUGCUGCACUGCCAGUUUAGGGAACAGCCCACGAAUGUCCCUCACAGCUACGCCAUGCACGCCAACACAAUGUUUUUUGAAGUGGUUCUCCAGGCAAGUACCUGCGCGCUGUCUUCCAAGGUCAAGGAGACCAUUAAUGUUUCCCAGCACGGUACCAUGGAAAUGACACAAGCCACCACGCCAGACAACCAGGCCUUUACAAGCAGUCACCAGCAACACCUGUCCUCCCCUGCCACCAUUCUAACUCCCAAUUUCCAGCAACCCCCAUUCGUUGACUCCAAGCCCCACUAUGGCCACGACAAUCUUCAAAAUUUUCCCGAAGCUCCCCCUGACCCCACAGCCAGACAGACGAGUGAAACUACAUCACUGUGAUAUGAAAUGUAAUUUUGAUUUUAAAAUGUGUAAAAAUGGACACGGAUAUUUUCUUGAAUUUUUCUGUAUGUCUGAAUGUCCAAUGAGCAAGACAAUGGAUUCAAGUCCAAGUGUAAGACUUUGCGUGUGUCUUGGAAGGUGCGUCACCACCCAUUAAGGCUAAUUAGUUAUCAUGAACGUAAUUGUUUCACAGGUAUUGUUAAAACAUUUUAAAUAAAUAGAAAAAUCUAAAGUGACAAUGAACAACGAUCACUUUCUUUUCUGAACGUUUUGACUUGUAACGAUCAGUUAAGUAACACUAUCUGGCAUCCACAAUUUUCAUACACUCAGCCGAAGCACAUCUUAUCAUCUGUCUCACGACACGAUAACACACUAAGUGCCAUCUGCUGCUCCCCUGUGGAUCUAUCGCCCACAACUGUGCCGUGCCUUCCACUGCAAGCACCGCCGCAGACCCCUUCCCUCCAGCAUUUCCCGCCGCCAUGCAGGCUCACCCUCCAACCUAUGGAACUCACUUGCCGCACCCUCCCGCCGUGGCUCAAGGAACUGACGUGUGUGGAACCCUCCUCACCGGAAGUACUUUGGGCAUCGCGAGCGGAAUCCUGGUAAUCCUACUCGUCAUCGGCAGCAUCGGGCUCGGGAUGGGUGCGACAUUGGAUUGCUACGAUGAUUAUUACGAAGAUUGUGCGUCAUACUACAGCCUCGUGGUCAACGGCGGCGUGCUGGUGGGAUUCUCGCUGCCAGGCCUCAUAUUUGCCGGAGUGCUGUACUGCCAGUUUAGGGAACAGCCCAUCCUGCUGCACACCACGAAUGUCCCUCACAGCUACGCCAUGCCCGUCAAAACAAUGUUGUUUGAAGUGGUUCUCCAGGCAAGUACCUGCGCGCUGUCUUCCAAGGUCAAGGAGACCAUUAAUGUUACCCAGCCCGGUACCAUGGAAAUGACACAAGCCACCACGCCAGACAACCAGGCCUUUACAAGUAGUCACCAGCAACACCUGUCCUCCCUGCCACCAUUCUAA